Molecule: messenger RNA, 5053 nt
Organism: Centropristis striata (black sea bass)
Lineage: Eukaryota; Metazoa; Chordata; Actinopteri; Perciformes; Serranidae
Gene: tmtc2b
Product: transmembrane O-mannosyltransferase targeting cadherins 2b
Exons: 12
Coding region: 346-2880 (844 amino acids)
Biological process (GO): protein O-linked glycosylation via mannose
Cellular component (GO): endoplasmic reticulum membrane
Molecular function (GO): protein binding; mannosyltransferase activity
Source: RefSeq, a predicted model, not a curated record
UGCUGUACGCUGUCACAGAUUCACCAAAACGCUGCUCGUGUUUUAUUUUCUGCCCAACUCCCUGCAGGAUAAAAAGCUCCCGGCUCAGACCCAACAUGGGUUAGAGAGAAAGAGAAAGCCACCUAUGGAUUAUCCACUUUGUGCACUUCAGCGAGGAUGAUGGGGGGAGAAGCGGACUUGUUUUCGCAGAGACAUCCUGACAAAGACGGGGACUGAGAUCGGGAUUCGCUGCUUCUUCUCUGUCUCGCUUUGCCUCUCUUGUCUUUUUUUAAAAUUAUUUUUCCAGCUUUAUUAUUAUUUUUUAUUAUCACUAUUAUUUCCCCCGCGUGUGUGCGAGACAGAGAAAUGUUUGCAGAAUUGCUGUGCGGCGCCGUGGCUCUGGUCCUGUAUGUCAACACUCUGGGCGCCGAUUUCUGCUACGAUGACAGCCGUGCAAUCAAGACUAAUCAGGACCUGCUCCCAGAGACCCCCUGGACAAAUAUCUUCUACGAUGACUUCUGGGGCACCUUACUCACACACAGUGGCAGCCACAAGUCUUACCGGCCCCUCUGCACCCUUUCCUUCCGCCUCAACCACGCUGUGGGUGGGCUGGAGCCGUGGGGUUACCACCUGGUGAACGUGGCCCUCCAUGGUGCCGUGACGGGCCUCUUCACCUCGCUGGCUCGCCUGCUGCUCGGCGGCGGCCUGUGGAGCCUGCUGGCCGGCCUGCUCUUCGCUUCCCACCCGAUCCACACCGAGGCGGUGGCGGGCGUGGUGGGCCGGGCCGACGAGGGCGCUGCCCUGUUCUUCUUGCUGUCCCUGCUGUGCUACAUGCAGCACUGUAAGCUGCGGGGCCACGCUGGGCCCUGGCGGCUUGUGGCCUGGUUCCUGGGCAGCCUGGGCUGUGCAGCGUGCAGCAUGCUGUGGAAGGAGCUGGGAGUCACCGUUCUGGCUGUUUCAGCGCUCUACGACGUCUGCGUUUUCCACAAGCUCAAAUUGCGACAGGUCAUCACGCUCCUCUACAAGAGAAAGAACGUCCACCUGCUGCUGAAUGUGUUUCUGCUGGCCGCCUGGGGAGCCGUCCUAUUGGCUGGCCGCUUCUACUGGAUGGGCAACAAACCUCCCAACUUCUCCAACUCGGACAACCCGGCGGCCGACUCGCCCUCGCUCCUCACCAGGACGCUAACCUUUUUCUACCUGCCUGCCAUCAACUUUUGGCUCCUCCUUUUCCCGGACACGCUCAGCUUUGAUUGGUCCAUGGACGCCCUGCCUUUGAUCAGGGGCCUUGCUGAUUGGAGGAACUUACACACGGUCUUCUUCUAUCUCGGGUUGCUGUUGUUGGCUUGGUUCAGCCUGUGGACCCAAAAGAUGGCUAAGGGCAAGGAAACCAAUGGCAAAGCGCAUCAUUACACCAAUGGCAGGAAUGGGAACAGCAAUGGACACAGUUACCAAUAUAACAAUCAUGAACAUAUGAAUAAUUCCCACACAGACGGUCACAAUAAUAGUGCACAAAAUGGUACCAAAAAGCACUAUGAGAGCAGGACUCCACUGCCCACCACUGAAAAUGUUGUGGUGUUCUCUCUAGGCCUGCUGGCUAUCCCUUUCCUCCCUGCCACAAACUUGUUUUUCUAUGUGGGCUUUGUGAUAGCAGAGAGAGUACUGUACAUCCCCAGCAUGGGCUUCUGCCUGCUGGUGGCCGUGGGGAUGAGGUCCCUGUACAUCCGUCUGCGCCGUAGAUCCUCCAGGGCGAUGUUGGUGUACUGCAGCACUGCCGUGGUUCUUCUUUUAAGUGUCAAAACUGUUUUGAGGAACCGGGACUGGCAGAAUGAGGAGAUGCUCUACAAGUCGGGGAUUUACGUCAAUCCUGCUAAAGCAUGGGGCAACCUUGGAAAUGUGCUGAAGAGCCAGGGUGAGAUGGAGGAGGCUGAACAGGCGUACAGAAAUGCCCUCUAUUACCGCAGCAACAUGGCCGACAUGCUGUAUAACCUCGGUUUGCUGCUACAGGAGAGCAACAAGUUCUCCGAGGCGCUCCACUACUAUAAGCUGGCCAUUGUGAGCCGGCCAACUCUGGCCUCGGCCUACUUGAACACAGGCAUCAUCCUGAUGAAUCAGGGCCGCCUGGAUGAGUCCAAGCGCACCUUCCUGACCUGCGCUGACAUCCCUGAUGAGAACCUGAAGGACCCCCACGCCCACAAGAGCUCCGUCACCAGUUGCUUGUACAACCUGGGCAAGUUGCUCCACGAACAGGGACACCAGGAGGAGGCCCUCACAGUGUUUAAAGAAGCAAUACAGAAAAUGCCAAGACAGUUUGCACCACAGAGCCUCUACAACAUGAUGGGAGAGGCCUACAUCAGACUGAACAAGCUGACUGAUGCUGAACACUGGUACAGAGAGUCCCUGCGAGCCAAGCCGGACCACAUCCCUGCACACCUCACCUACGGAAAACUCCUGGCCAUGACGGGGCAGAAAACAGAAGCGGAGAGGUACUUCCUGAAGGCCAUCCAGCUCGAUCCCACAAAAGGAAACUGCUACAUGCAUUAUGGUCAGUUUUUGUUGGAAGAGUCGCGGCUGCUGGAAGCGGCAGAGAUGGCGGAGAAAGCUGCACGCCUCGACAGCGGCGAGUUUGAUGUGGUCUUCAGUGCAGCCCACAUGCUCAGACAAGCCAGCCUGAACGAGGCAGCCGAGAAGUAUUACGGACAAGCAGCGAACCUGAGACCUAAUUAUCCUGCCGCCUUGAUGAACCUGGGGGCGAUCCUCCACCUCAACGGGAAGCUGCAAGAAGCUGAAGCCAAUUACCUCCGAGCACUUCAACUGAAACCGGACGACACCAUAACACAGUCCAACUUGCGUAAGCUGUGGAACAUUAUGGAGAAACAGGGCCUGAGGACCAUGAGCCCCUGAGCUCACCCCGCCCACCGACCUGCCAUCUGCACGCCAGACCCCGUGGGGACGGGCGGCCUACACGCUGCUCAUUCGCUCUUCUCAUCCAGGAAAGAUGGAAGAGACUCAGAGAGGCCAGGACUGUGCCGCACAGCCCUCCUAAUAACUCCUGAGCUCUGCAUACACCUCAGGCCAGCAGCUUUCCUCAGAAGCAUUGCUCACCGUUUGGCAGGCGCUACGUGGUAUUUGGACUCUUUAGAACGUUCUUCAAGAUUAGUGCUCUCACAGGAACCACGUUUUUGUUCUUUUCUCUUUUUUUGUUUCUUUUAUAACUCAAGCACUUAAACUUGAAGUAAGACCAUAGGUACAUCCUGCAGUAUUUGUGAUGAAUUAGGGUUUUUUUUAAAUCAGCAAUUGUAGUUUCAAAGGGGUGGAACUUGUCUCAGAGCAGUGUGAGCUAUAAGCUAUAAGAGAAAGAAAAGAAUCUCAGAGCACUGCACUGAGAUGAUUUUCCAUCACAAUUUAAUAAAGGUCUUGGUUUGAUCUGCUGUUACAUCUUAAUAAUGAAGAAAAAAAGGCAAUAUGAAGAUUUGGAUAUCAUCCAAAAUCACCAAAUUAAGUUUAAAUCACAGUUUAAAUUGUCAUCAGAGUACACACAUAAUCCCAUAAUGAAGGUAUGACAAUUUGCACCAUCACUGCAAGCCAUUUGUAGCAGAUGUCCUGAUGUUUGGUGAAAACUUGAAAAAGGGAAUUUAAUUUGGUAGCCAUUACAGCACAACAAUAGCCUCUAAAAGCUCCACGAAGGCUGGAUUUUGCCAAAAACUGCAUGUUUUGGCAAGAAAAAACUCAAAAGCAAAGGAAAAUGGGACUCCUUUCACGUUUUAAUGCCUUAUAAUAAAAGGUGUGAGUCUUCUCUAGCAGUGUACAGUAGCAUACAGGGGGCAUUUUUACCACUACUGCCUCUUGUUCUGCACUGGAGAGGAAGUCAAGUCACCAUGGUAACUAAGCAAUGAAUGGAAAUAACAAAGAGGCAGGUACAGUCGUUUUGGGGAACAUGUUUCCACACACGCCUGAAGCUUUUACAGAUAAAAGUGCGGAGCUGAAUCAGAUGAAAGAGUUCUUCUAACCAAAUACAAAAGCGAUGCCGAUGCACACCUUUUCAUCACAGAACAAUGCACAGACACAGCAUGUCUCAGUUUUAUGUUUUUGUUGGAAUAAAACUAAUUUCAUUGUGUUUGUAAAUGAAUCCUAAUAUAUACCUACAUUGUGUAUAGUAUACAGAAAAUCUUGCAGCAAAAAAGUAGCCAGACUGAAAGUGGAAGCUCAUCUACUGAGCGAGUUUGGUUUCGUUACAUGAAGUAUUUCUCAUAUUGUCGGUCUUAAGGUCUCAUUUUGUAUAUAUUCUGUGUAAUUAACAUCUAUUUGUUUGUUGUUGUUGUCAGCAUACGGUAAGUGAAACAGCACCUUGCAGGAAGUAAGACUUUGUACAGUAUUUGUGAUCAUUUGUUCGUUAUUGGCCACAAACCUCCCGAACUCUCUGUGUCCUUAGUUUAUACAUUGUAAGUUAUUGUAAGUUUAUACAUUGCUUCGUGGUACCUUAGCAACCGAACCAGCUGGCACUGUGUUUUACAUGUAAAAUGAAGGAAGUUAGCAGAUGUGAUGCACACGUUUGUGGUCAUUGCUGAGAAAAAUCUCCAAAUACAGUCGAGAGGUUCUUUAUUGGUAAAACAGAGGAUCAAAUGUUGAAUAUAUAUGUCACUUGUUGCAGUCACACUGUUCUGUUUUUGACUGUGAUGGUCACUUGUGAUAUGUUUAGUAAUAUAACUCAGUUCACAUUCAUUCACACAUCCCGUAGUCAAAGAGCUUCUCCUGUGUAUAUAAAGUGUUUUUGAACAAACACUGAUAAUUGCUAUUGCUUGAGUGAAGAUGUAAAAGAAAAAGAAAAAGCUGUUUCACUCUGUGUCUCUGCUCAGGGAUCUCAAGCGGUUAUGGGUUAUUGCAGACACUUGUUCACAGAGCGUUUACUAAAUUAAAGAUUUAUUUUUGAAAGUUGUCGUAUUUGUAUAAAUUAUCGAGAUUUGUAGCCUUUUUCUCCUUUUUGUAAUAUAAAGAUGAACAAUGUGCCAGGAUAGACUUUUUUUUUUCCCAAUGUUGCUUUUUAUUUCCACAAUAAAUUUAUGGUGUUCUGCUUUUG